Dufourea novaeangliae is the source of this 3156-nucleotide messenger RNA. RefSeq names its product superkiller viralicidic activity 2-like 2 (gene Mtr4). Gene Ontology annotation, cellular component: nucleus. The coding region runs from base 60 to 3122 and encodes 1020 amino acids. The transcript is spliced from 10 exons. The record is from RefSeq and is a predicted model, not a curated record. Gene Ontology annotation, molecular function: RNA binding; RNA helicase activity; ATP binding. NCBI's taxonomy places the organism in Eukaryota, Metazoa, Arthropoda, Insecta, Hymenoptera, Halictidae. Gene Ontology annotation, biological process: maturation of 5.8S rRNA; RNA catabolic process.
ACGGGUAGAGUGUGGUGUAGUGUUUAUGGUUAAAUUGUAAAUAGAUAUUUUCUUUAAUAAUGGCAAAUUUCACUGACGAUUUGUUCGAUGUUUUCGAAGAAACAGAGGAAAUAAGAGUAGUAAGGCUCAGUCCAGUUAAGCAAAGCGCUUUAAGUACAUCUUUAGAUAAAGAUAAUGCCGAUGCAGAAGGUGGAACGAAACGGGGAUUGCAAAAUGAUUCUGCCAAAAUAAUUGCGAAAAAAUUAAAGCCUGAUUCCUUGUUAGAAGACCUAAACAUAGAAGAUUUGGCUCCACGUAUCAAAAUACACACUAUAGAGACAAUUGAAUUAUGCACACAUGAAGUUGCUGUCCCACCGGAUUAUGAGUAUACCACAUUGAGAAAUAAACAAGGGAAAGCAGCUAAAACAUACAAAUUUGUACUGGAUCCUUUCCAGAAGGAAGCAAUAUUGUGCAUAGAAAACAAUCAAUCUGUUUUAGUCUCUGCCCAUACAUCGGCCGGUAAAACUGUUGUUGCAGAAUAUGCUAUAGCAUGUUCCUUAAGAGACAAGCAAAGAGUAAUUUAUACUACUCCUAUAAAGGCAUUGAGUAAUCAAAAAUACAGGGAGUUCUUUGAGGAGUUUAAGGAUGUUGGUUUGGUGACUGGUGAUGUUACUAUUAAUCCUACAGCCAGUGUGUUAAUUAUGACUACUGAAAUUUUAAGAAAUAUGCUUUACAGAGGAUCUGAGGUAAUGCGUGAAGUUGGUUGGGUGAUUUUUGACGAAAUUCAUUAUAUGCGUGACAAAGAAAGAGGUGUAGUGUGGGAAGAAACAUUAAUAUUAUUACCAGACAAUGUGCAUUACGUAUUUCUUUCUGCUACUAUACCCAAUGCAAGACAGUUUGUAGAGUGGGUCGCACAUUUACAUAAACAACCGUGUCAUGUUGUUUACACAGACUAUAGACCGACACCGUUACAACAUUACAUAUUUCCCGUUGGCGGGGACGGAAUUCAUUUGGUUGUAGAUGAAUUGGGACAAUUUAAAGAAGACAAUUUCAACAGAGCAAUAGCUUGCUUGCAACACAGCGAUGCAGCUAAAGGAGACACGAAAGGACGGAAAGGGGGUCUUCGAGCAACGAAUGCUGGACAGACAAAUAUUUUCAAAAUGGUUAAAAUGAUUAUGGAAAGGAAUUUUGCUCCUGUAAUUAUAUUCAGUUUCUCAAAGAAAGACUGUGAGAUCUACGCAAUGCAACUGGCCAAACUAGAUUUGAACACAAUAGAAGAGAAAAAGUUGGUGGACGAAGUAUUCAACAAUGCUAUGGAUGUUCUUAGUGAAGAGGAUAGACGUUUACCACAAGUGGAGAAUGUCUUGCCACUACUGAAACGUGGAAUAGGAAUCCAUCAUGGUGGACUUCUACCUAUUCUGAAAGAAACUGUGGAGAUAUUGUUCGGCGAAGGUUUAAUAAAAGCACUUUUCGCAACUGAAACUUUUGCAAUGGGCUUGAACAUGCCAGCGCGAACAGUAUUAUUCACUGCAUCCCGAAAAUUCGAUGGUAAAGACUUCCGUUGGAUUACUUCCGGAGAGUAUAUACAAAUGGCUGGUCGAGCGGGUAGGAGAGGCUUGGACGAAAAAGGAAUAGUAAUAAUAAUGAUUGACGAACAAGUUAGUCCCGUUGUCGGUAAAGCGAUUGUACAAGGAAGACCAGAUCCUAUCAAUUCAGCAUUCCAUUUAACUUACAAUAUGGUGCUGAAUCUUCUAAGAGUCGAAGAAAUUAAUCCAGAAUACAUGCUUGAGAGGAGUUUCUAUCAAUUUCAAAAUCAAGCAUCUAUUCCUGACUUAUACAACAAGGUGAAAGAACUGCAAGCAACAUAUAACGCAGUGAAUAUUGAAAAGUAUAGUCAAAUAUCAUCUUACCAUGACAUACGUGAACAACUUGAACGCCUAACUACUGAAUUUCGAUCUUUCUUGACGAAACCAGAGUACUUACUACCUUUCCUACAGCCUGGAAGGCUGGUGAAAGUGAAAAAUGAAAAUGAAAUGUUUGAUUGGGGUAUUAUUGUAAACUUCAAGAAAAAGAAUCCGAAGAAUCCAACAAAGGAAAGCACCAUUAUUAUCAUUGACAUUUUACUUCAUAUUUCUAAAGAAUCCAGCGAAGGGUGUCCUGUACCUUGUCGAGAAGGGGAAGAGGGUGAGGUUGAAGUGGUGCCUGUCUUGCAUACAUUAAUUUCUCAAAUAAGUUCUCUUAGGUUGUACUAUCCAAAAGAUCUAAGACCAUCAGAUAACCGGAAAAGUGUACUGAAAACAAUACAGGAAGUUAAGAAAAGAUUUCCCGAUGGACCACCCCUACUCAAUCCUAUUACAGACAUGCACAUAGAAGAUGAAGCAUUUAAGGAUAUUGUUAAGAAAAUUGAAGUCCUUGAAGAGAGACUAUAUGGUCAUCCACUGCAUAAGGAUCCCAAUAUUAAUACACUAUACGAACAAUUUAUGCACAAAGAGGAUUUGGGUAAUCAAUUGAAACAGGCCAAAGUAGAAUUGAAACGAGCCAAAUCGAUACUUCAAAUGGACGAAUUGAAAUGUAGAAAAAGGGUAUUACGAAGAUUGGCCUAUUGUACGGCGUCUGAUGUUAUAGAAUUAAAGGGCCGAGUGGCUUGCGAACUUAAUGGUGCCGAUGAAUUGUUAAUGACAGAAAUGAUUUUUAAUGGAUUGUUCAACUCGCUAAGUGUACCACAGAUGGUCGCGUUAAUCAGUUGUUUCGUUUGCGAUGAUAAAUCAAACGAAAUGCCUAAGAGUACCGAGGAAUUGAGUGGUCCGCUCAGACAAAUGCAAGAUUUGGCUCGGAGAAUAGCAAAGGUAUCCACAGAAGCUAAUCUAGAGUUGGAUGAGGACGCAUACGCGGAAAGAUUUAAACCGUACCUAAUGGACGUAGUAUAUGCUUGGAGUAAAGGGGCUACUUUCUUACAAAUUUGUAAAAUGACAGAUAUAUUUGAAGGUUCAAUUAUACGAUGCAUGCGUCGUUUAGAGGAAGUUCUUAGGCAAUUGUGUCAAGCAGCGAAGAACAUUGGAAAUACGGACUUAGAGAAUAAAUUUAGUGAAGCGAUUAAACUUAUAAAACGUGAUAUUGUCUUCGCUUCGUCUUUAUAUUUAUAAUAAAAUUCUUAGAAAGAGUGCUAUUAUUUAAAAU